This is a messenger RNA of Microthlaspi erraticum, 1032 nucleotides long. Lineage: Eukaryota; Viridiplantae; Streptophyta; Magnoliopsida; Brassicales; Brassicaceae. The record is from the annotation of a GenBank genome assembly.
AUGACCAAAGACGGUGUUGGUUCUGGUAACGCUGCAGAAGCAAAAGCUGCGGAAGGCGGCGGUAAUGAUAAGGUGACUGCGGAAGGCGGACACAAAGACAUGGUGGUGGUUGAUAGGGCGAUGGUAUCGACUCUAUCACCUCUUUAUCUCCAUCCUUCGGAUGGACCGGGAAACUUGAUAACUACGGUACAACUUAAAGGAGAGAAUUAUGAAGAUUGGGCUAAGCAUGUGCGGAAUGCCUUGCGCACUAAGCGAAAGUUAGGGUUCAUUGAUGGGAGCUUAAUGAAACCUAACUCCGAUGAAGAAUUGGAACAAUGGGGUGUGGUGAAUUCCAUGCUUGUGGCAUGGAUCAUGAAUACGAUUGAACCCACCCUUAGGGUUUCAAUCUCGAUGACGGAUGAAGUUUAUGACCUAUGGGAAGACUUGAAGCUUCAAUUCUCAGCUGGAAACGGGCCACGUAUCAGCGAAUUGCGUGCCGAGAUUGCGAACUGUCGACAACAAGGUGAUUCCGUCGUGGUUUACUAUGGGAAGCUGAAGAAGAUGUGGGAUGAAUUGGCAAUAUACAAGCCAAUCAGAACGUGUUCAUGUGGAGAGCUUAAGGCUCAACUAGAGGAGGAUCGUGAAGAAGAAAGAACAAACACGUUCUUGACUGGCUUGAACUCUGAGAGAUUUGGGAUUGUGCGCUCGACAAUACAAAGCAUUGAGCCACUUCCAAAGCUCUCACAGGUGUACCAACGCAUUGUGCGUGAAGAGAGACAACAAACUAUGACGAGGAACAAAGACGUAUCAACCGAUGUUGUUGGUUUCUCGGUGAAUGCAAACUCUGGAAAUAGGGGAACGAAUUCUCACUACCAACAACGUGAGAAGGACGUGACUUGUACAUACUGCAGUAAGUAUGGUCAUGCUCAAAGUGAUUGCUUCCAACUUAAGGGAUUUCCAGAGUGGUGGGGAGAGAGAGGUCGUGACUUUAGUGAAAGAGGGAGAGGAAGUGGUAUUCGUGGAAGAUUUGGCAGAGGUGGUGGAGCUGCUUGA